CAUGCCACCUACAAGCCCCAUAUCGGAUCACUCACCCAACACGUGCCUGGCUCUAUAAACGGCCCAGAUAUCCCGAGCGCACUACCCAUCCAGCGUUGGGAAAAUCACCACGUAAGAAUGGCUUAUCGCUAAAUAAACGGUUCUAAACCAUCCACGUGUCAUUCACGAUGCGAUAUUAGACCAACGAUCCAACGGACCCGGCACUCCCUCCAUCACCAGCAUCCCCGAAUUCCACCCUCUUACCGGCGAUUCCCUAAACCCUAGCCGGAAAAUUCCGUCGCCGUCCCUCCAACUUUCCUGAAAGAAUUGCCUCCUUACCAUUCAACAACAAUUCGUGAAAUUCUUUGAGAAAUUCACUAAAAUUCACAAGAAUCGUUGAGAAAUUAAGGUUUGUAAAGUAGAAGUUUGUCGAUCGAUAAAGCUUGUGAUUAUCCAUGGCUGAUUCGGACAAUGAAUCGGGAGGACACAACAACAACGCAAACAGUGAUUUCUCGGCGAAAGAACAGGACAGGCUUCUUCCGAUCGCGAACGUGAGCAGAAUCAUGAAGAAGGCGUUGCCGGCGAACGCGAAGAUCUCGAAGGAUGCGAAGGAAACCGUGCAAGAGUGCGUGUCAGAGUUCAUCAGCUUUGUGACCGGUGAGGCGUCCGAUAAGUGCCAGAGAGAGAAGAGGAAGACGAUCAACGGCGACGAUCUGCUAUGGGCCAUGACGACGCUGGGGUUCGAGGAGUACGUGGAGCCGCUGAAGGUGUACCUCGCCAAGUACAGGGAGAUGGAGGGGGAGAGGACCGCCGUGGGCCGCCAAGGCGAGAGGGACGGUCCCGGCGGCGGUGGGACAGGCGGAGAGGGGUUUAACGGUGGUGGUCCUGGGAUGUACGGUGGGAUGCAGACUUCGAUGAUGAUGAUGGGUGGUCAUCAGGGACAGGUGUACGGUUCCAGUUCAUUUCAUGGUGGAGGUGGAGGUGGAGGUGGAGGUGGAGGUGGAGGCGGCGGCGGCGGCGGCGGCGGCAGCAGCCUUGGUGGGGGGGCUUCCAGUGGGAGACAAAGGUAGGUGUGUUUUUAAUAUAUUAUUUUUAAAUGUAAUUUUGCUAUAAUUUAGUGAUAAUUGUGGAAUUUUAAGAAGAACUAGAGUUUUUUUUUUUUUUUUGUUCUUUUUUUUUUUUUUUGUGGUUUGUUUAUGUGAAUUGAAGGGUUGUAUGUGUAAUUGUGGAAAAGGGAAUUGAUGAUGAAGAUAUAUAUAUAAAUGCAUAAAGCAAAAAUUGUAACCUUGUGUAACAAUAGGACGGUAGAAAUUUGUAAUUGGGAAAGAAGAGAGAGAGAGAGAGAGAGAGAGAGAGAGAGAGAGAGAAUUCUGUAUUAUGUACAGAGGGAUUCUCAUGAAGAAGAGAGCAAGUGUAUUGCCUUUUUUCCUUUUGUUUCCUUCCCUCUUGAUCUUUCUUAUCCUUCAUUGUUCACUUUAUUUAAAUUGAUGUUUGGCCGUUUCUACUUU
This is a messenger RNA of Cornus florida, 1487 nucleotides long. Its product is annotated as nuclear transcription factor Y subunit B-3-like. Gene Ontology annotation, biological process: regulation of transcription by RNA polymerase II. NCBI's taxonomy places the organism in Eukaryota, Viridiplantae, Streptophyta, Magnoliopsida, Cornales, Cornaceae. Gene Ontology annotation, molecular function: protein heterodimerization activity; RNA polymerase II cis-regulatory region sequence-specific DNA binding; DNA-binding transcription activator activity, RNA polymerase II-specific. The record is from RefSeq and is a predicted model, not a curated record. Gene Ontology annotation, cellular component: CCAAT-binding factor complex; nucleus. Bases 435 to 1049 code for a protein of 204 amino acids. The transcript has a single exon.